Leptopilina heterotoma is the source of this 1368-nucleotide messenger RNA. RefSeq lists its product as uncharacterized. The coding region runs from base 1 to 1227 and encodes 408 amino acids. The transcript has 3 exons. The record is from RefSeq and is a predicted model, not a curated record. NCBI's taxonomy places the organism in Eukaryota, Metazoa, Arthropoda, Insecta, Hymenoptera, Figitidae.
AUGAUGGCUCUCUUUAUGUUGAUAUGGUGUUCAGAGUGGAAGUUCAAACAUCUUCCUGAAGCAAAAGUGUCUAGUCUUACACGUUGUCAAGAACAACUGCUUACCUUUUCUAUCAGUACAAGAUACUUGACAGAAUCUAAAAAUUUACUUAAUCGGUAUUUUUCAGGUAAAUCUCGAUCCAGCUCGUCCGAAUCUGACAGGUCUAGCAGAGACAGUUGGUCACACAGGCGUUCUUGCUCUCGAAAUAGUCAAUGUUCAAAAUAUGACAGCUCAGGUAGCUCUCGUCACUCGCACAGUCGCUCACUGUCCGUAUCUAGAAACUUAGAAAAUAAUACAGGAAACUUGUCACGUGCAUUUUUACACGAGGAAAACAAGCUUGAUGAGGUUAUAGACAACAAUACAAAUAAAAAUUCGACUGGGCCUCCUAACAAAGAAAAUAUCUCAAGCAACGAAACAAGUACAGACAAAUCUCAAGACUUAUCUCUCGUACCUGAAAUCUUAGAAGCAAUAGGAAAGAGACUAGAUGCUGAUAAUCCACGAGCGCCUGCGAUUCACAAUGAUAUAGUGGUCCGUUGGGAGGAAAUCCUGCAAAAAGGACUUCCAGAAGAAGAGCGUAAAACACUUUAUAAAAAAUAUCUUACACCAGAAAAUUGUGUUUUUAUAGAACCGCCAAAAUUAAACGCGGAAAUAAAAGCUACUCUAACGGAUCCAAUUAUCAACAGAGACAAAAAGAUUUUUGACAAACAGAAGAAAUUAUCUGUCUGUCUUUCCGCAAUCGGAGCUAUGAUCUCAAGUCUUUUAUCUGAUAAGAACAUUGAUCCAAUAAGUCACUUGACGAACCUCAGUGACAUCGGUAGGAUUCUAAUAGGUGUGCAACAUGAUGAAACUGCAACCAGACGUCUCAUUAUUUCAUCAAAUCUGAAUCCCUCGUUAAAAGAAACGCUUAACGCUACUUCAGCCGACGAAUGGCUUUUCGGAAAAAAUCUUGCCGAUGCCCUAAAAACGGCAAAAUCGUUGGAAAAGUCUUCAAAAGAUUUGAAGCCAACUGCCAGAUCUUCGCUAUCUUCUGCUAAGACUUCAAAAAACACGAAAGCCCCCCGCCAACAACAAAGGAACCAGUUCCAGAGGACGGGGGGAUAUCGCAAACCAACGAAUCAGAUGCAGAGGUCAUACACUCGUCACCAACAGCCAAGGAAAUCGGACAUCCCUCCUCCAAGACGCCGCUAACGAAUCCGGGAGCAUCAUCCACUAUGGAAUCAGCUUUCCCUGGUGGGAGGAAUACUAUCGUACAAGCCUUCUCUCUAAGAGGAAUGGCACCUGAGACUAUAAAUCUGAGUAUCGCAUCACUUGCUAAAUCAUCUCUGAAGC